Molecule: messenger RNA, 522 nt
Organism: Penicillium malachiteum
Lineage: Eukaryota; Fungi; Ascomycota; Eurotiomycetes; Eurotiales; Aspergillaceae
Product: UPF0220 family protein
Exons: 4
Coding region: 1-522 (173 amino acids)
Biological process (GO): late endosome to vacuole transport via multivesicular body sorting pathway; protein targeting to vacuole
Cellular component (GO): Vps55/Vps68 complex; fungal-type vacuole membrane
Source: RefSeq, a predicted model, not a curated record
AUGGACGUUUCAAGCAACAGACUAUUCCGCUUCUCCAAGCCCGAGUGGCUCAACAACGCCGCCGUCCGUAACGCAGGUGUCUAUAUCUCCGGCGCACUGUUCGCUGCCGGAUUCUUCUUCCUUAUUGAUGUAGCGUCCUUCUCGCAUAGCCCCCGCAAUGGCUCAGACGUACACAUCAAGUUCGUGGAUUGGAUUCCGGGUAUCUGCUCUGCACUCGGAAUGCUGGUCAUCAACUCGAUUGAGAAGUCCAGACUGCAGGCCGAUAGCUUUAGUUAUAGUGGGAGCGGGGUUGCAUGGAAGGCGCGCUUUGUGCUCUUUUUGGGAUUCGCGCUCUUGGCGGGUGGUCUUGCAGGGAGUGUGACUGUUAUGGUGCUCAAGUAUCUUAUUAAGGAUUAUCCUUUCCAGACGCUUUACUUUGGUAUUGCGAAUGUUGUGGCUAAUGGAUUGGUUAUGCUGAGCUCUGUUGUCUUGUGGGUGUCGCAGAAUAUCGAGGAUGACUACACCUACAAUCUUGCUCUGUGA